GAGAAUAAACUGAGUACACUGAAAAUAAAUCGUGUGGGAAGGUCUUCAUUUGUCUUUUGUCUAGAAGAGGUAGUAUGGGGAGUUUAACGUACUGCAUCAGAGAACUGACUUUUUUCUAAAUGAUCAGAAUGGGGAUUAGGAAUUUUCAGUGUGAUUUUAAAGUAAGUUUCAGACUCUAUCAUUCUGAACCAGCUUUGAACCAUACUCCCCAAGUCUCGGUGGCUUAUAACAACAAUGGUUUAUUAUUGUUUGUUUUUUCAUUCUGUGUGUUCAUUGAGGAUCAGCUUGGGGGUUUUCACUAAUAUUGUCAUUUUUACUUUGGGUUCCACUUUGGGACCUCACCUUGAAGCAGCCACUGUUUGGAACAUUACUGGUUGAGAGCUAAAGAAAAAAGUUUUUUUAUUGCACUCCAUACUUCUCACACCCUGGGUCACCAACUGUGUGUGUGUGGUUUUCCAUACACGAGACAUUCUGCGACACUGGCUGGUGUGAUGCAGUCCAACUCAUUUUUUUUCACUAGCUGCCUGGAGGCAGCGUCUGAUCACACUGCUGACGAGUCUUUGUUUUUAGACCUAGUUGUGAGGUCGGGUAAUUGAGGUUCCCGUCACCCUUUUCUCAGGUUUGAUUCAUGUCCUGGAAUGGCUCACAGAAUUCAGGAAGCACUUUACUUACUAGAUCCCAGUUUAUUGUGAAAGGAUGUAACUGAGGAGAAGCCAGAGGAAAAGACACUAGGGCACUGAAGAAUGCUGAUGGGAGAAUCAUUUCCCUAAUUUUCAGAUUGUUGAGCUGGUUGUCAUGAUGGAUGACCAGCAAGCCUUGAACUCCAUCAUGCAGGAUCUGGCCGUUCUUCACAAGGCCAGUCGACCAGCACUGUCCCUGCAGGAAGCCAGGAAAGCAAAGUCUUUAUCACCAAAAAAGCAGAAUGAUGUCCGAGUCAAAUUUGAACAUAGAGGAGAGAAAAGAAUCCUUCAGUUCCCCAGACCAGUCAAACUGGAUGACCUGAGGUCCAAAGCCAAGGUUGCCUUCGGACAGGCCAUGGAGCUGCAUUACACCAACAACGAGUUGGUAAUUCCACUGACUACGCAAGAUGACUUAGACAAAGCCGUGGAACUGCUGGAUCGUAGUAUUCAUAUGAAGAGCCUCAAGAUACUACUUGUGAUAGAUGGAAGUACACAGGCUACUAAUGUGGAACCAAUGCCAUCGCUAGAUGACUUGGAUAACACAGUGUUUGAAGCAGAGAGGAAAAAACGGCUUUCUAUAAUAGGUCCCACCAGUCGCGAUCAAAGCUCCCCUCCCCCAGGAUACAUUCCAGACGAGUUGCAUCAGGUGGCCCGCAAUGGGUCCUUCACCAGCAUCAACAGUGAAGGAGAGUUCAUCCCCGAGAGCAUGGACCAGAUGCUGGACCCGUUAUUUUUAAGCAGCCCUGAAAAUUCUGGCUCAGGAAGUUGUCCAUCACUUGAUAGUCCUUUGGAUGGAGAGAGCUAUCCCAAGUCACGAAUGCCUAGGGCACAGAGCUACCCAGAUAAUCAUCAGGAACUUUCAGACUAUGAGAACCCUAUCUUUGAGAAAUUUGGAAAGGGGGGAACAUACCCACGGAGGUACCAUGUCUCAUAUCACCAUCAAGACUAUAAUGAUGGUCGUAAAACUUUCCCUAGAGCUCGGAGGACCCAGGGGACCAGCUUCCGGUCCCCGGUGAGCUUCAGCCCCACAGACCACUCCCUGAGCACCAGCAGUGGCAGCAGCAUCUUCACCCCGGAGCAUGAUGACGGUCGAGCAAGGAGGCGGGGGAGUGACAUUGAGAACCCCACGCUGACCGUGAUGGAUGUCAGCCCGCCCAGCCGAUCACCUCGUGCUCCCACAAACUGGAGGUUGGGCAAGCUGCUUGGCCAGGGCGCCUUUGGCAGGGUCUACCUCUGCUACGACGUUGACACGGGAAGAGAGCUGGCCGUGAAGCAGGUUCAGUUUGACCCUGACCGGCCUGAGACCAGUAAGGAAGUAAAUGCACUUGAGUGUGAAAUUCAGUUGUUGAAAAACUUACUGCAUGAACGCAUUGUUCAGUACUACGGCUGCCUGAGGGACCCCCAGGAGAAAGCCCUCUCCAUAUUUAUGGAGUACAUGCCGGGGGGUUCAAUUAAGGACCAAUUAAAAGCAUAUGGAGCUCUGACUGAAAAUGUGACCAGGAAAUACACCCGUCAGAUUCUGGAGGGUGUCCACUAUUUGCACAGCAAUAUGAUUGUUCAUAGAGACAUCAAAGGUGCGAAUAUUCUGCGGGAUUCAACAGGCAACGUCAAACUCGGAGAUUUCGGGGCCAGCAAACGGCUUCAGACCAUCUGCCUGUCAGGGACAGGCAUGAAGUCGGUCACGGGCACCCCAUACUGGAUGAGCCCAGAGGUGAUCAGCGGGGAGGGCUACGGCCGGAAGGCUGACGUCUGGAGCGUGGGCUGCACGGUGGUGGAGAUGCUGACGGAAAAGCCCCCGUGGGCGGAGUAUGAGGCCAUGGCUGCCAUCUUUAAGAUUGCCACGCAGCCCACGAACCCAAAGCUGCCGCCCCAUGUCUCUGACUACACCCGCGAUUUCCUCAAGCGCAUCUUUACGGAGGCUAAGCUCAGGCCCGCGGCCGAUGAGCUCCUGCGGCACAUGUUUGUGCACUGCCACUAGCCAGGCUGGGCCCCCGCCCACGAGCUCCCGUGGCACGUGUCCGUGC
Molecule: messenger RNA, 2704 nt
Organism: Molossus molossus (Pallas's mastiff bat)
Lineage: Eukaryota; Metazoa; Chordata; Mammalia; Chiroptera; Molossidae
Gene: MAP3K2
Product: mitogen-activated protein kinase kinase kinase 2
Exons: 17
Coding region: 796-2658 (620 amino acids)
Biological process (GO): protein phosphorylation
Molecular function (GO): protein kinase activity; protein binding; ATP binding
Source: RefSeq, a predicted model, not a curated record